Molecule: messenger RNA, 1018 nt
Organism: Armigeres subalbatus
Lineage: Eukaryota; Metazoa; Arthropoda; Insecta; Diptera; Culicidae
Gene: Arl2
Product: ADP-ribosylation factor-like protein 2
Exons: 3
Coding region: 346-900 (184 amino acids)
Biological process (GO): protein folding
Cellular component (GO): microtubule cytoskeleton; cytoplasm
Molecular function (GO): GTP binding; GTPase activity
Source: RefSeq, a predicted model, not a curated record
UAUUUUUGAUCAACUUACAUUCGAUAAAGGCUUCAAUAUUUUUUAAAUUUUUCUUUUUUAAAUUUGCAAUACCUAAAUAUACAGCAUCAAACUUUUGUUCCAAUUGUAUCAACAGUUAACCUUUGUCGUAUUUUGUCGCUGAAACUUAAGAAAAUUUAAACUUUAUCACGAGGAUGCAAAUUCUUAGAUAUGAACAUUUUUGCAUAAGCUCUUUUCAGAUGUAUAUAAGUGGAAGAACAGUGAUCAAAAUAAAACUUAUUUUGUAUUUAUCAUAUUCUCAAGUUCCGCAUAGUUUGAAGAUUUUAGCAAGUUUUUGUCAUAAUUUUGUGAAAUAUACAAUUCAACAUGGGAUUUUUGACGAUACUGAAGAAAAUGAAACAAAAGGAAAAGGAAAUGAGGAUUCUGCUACUUGGCCUUGACAACGCCGGCAAAACGACAAUCCUCAAGCGGUUCAAUGGGGAACCAAUAGAUCAGAUAUCGCCCACCCUGGGGUUCAACAUAAAAACGCUGGAGUACAAUAACUACACCCUGAACAUGUGGGACGUGGGCGGACAAAAGUCGCUCCGGUCAUACUGGCGGAACUACUUCGAGUGCACCGACGGCCUAGUGUGGGUGGUGGACAGUACCGAUCGGAUGCGCAUGGAAUCGUGCCGCGAGGAACUGGCCAUGUUGCUGCAAGAGGAACGACUUGCCGGGGCCACUUUGCUGGUACUGGCCAACAAGCAAGAUCUCCCGGGAGCGCUGACGGCUAACGAAAUUAGAGAGGUGCUGCAGUUGGAGAAGAUCGAAACUCAUCAUUGGGCGAUUCAUGGGGUCAGUGCCGUGACCGGGGGGAAACUGGUCGAGGCUAUCGACUGGCUGGUGGACGAUAUUUCCAAGCGAAUAUUUACACUGGACUAGGCGACGUGGGCCGCCGUUAGCACGAACCGCUCAGUAAUCAACGAUCCCGCGCAGCCGUCAACUAUUUCACCAUUAAACUCCCGAUACCGCAGCAAGGCCAUCCAAGGGAACUCAAAGA